Molecule: messenger RNA, 2661 nt
Organism: Carassius gibelio (silver crucian carp)
Lineage: Eukaryota; Metazoa; Chordata; Actinopteri; Cypriniformes; Cyprinidae
Exons: 4
Coding region: 281-2164 (627 amino acids)
Source: RefSeq, a predicted model, not a curated record
ACUUUUUUCAAUAACGAGUAAUCUAACCCAUUACUAUUUCCAAACCAGUAAUCAGAUUAAAGUUACUUAACCAAGUCACUGUGCGUUACUAUUUUUGUCAUUUUUACUUAAUAAAAAUAUAUAUAUAUUUAUUCUUGCAUCUCGGGGAGUGAAGUCACGUACGCGACAAGUCACGUUUUCAGCAUGCACGAAGCGACACAAACGUAAACAUUCGAGGGAGACGAGAGAUGUGCGUUUUCUAGAUGGAAAAGUCACUAUUUUGAGUUUGUGUCAGCUAAAGAUGACAACAUUAAGGUCCGUUGUACACUGUGCUGGCGGCGACAAAGUGUUAUCUAGCUACAAAAACACUACGUCGAAUUUGAAAAAAAAAAAACAUUCAAGCUGCACUGCACGGUCACAGCAGGUGAUGAGAAGCAGAGAGCAGGAGAUCCCCGACCACCCAAACAACAAAAGCUGGACUUCGGUGCAAAAUCAGAUGGAAAUCAUGCGGAGUAUUCUUCUGAUUAUGGCAAUGAUUGGCCAAGGUCAGUCAUGGGACAGCCUCGGAGACAGCUUCAUCACAAUAUUCCCAGAGAACAUAGCCUUUUACCAUCCACUUAGUCCAGUGAAUGCUCUCAACAUCACUGCUGUCCUUCCCAACACUGUGGUGAAAGUCUUCAUCUCAGAGCAGUUGACAUACAAAAUCAAACCGCCAGAAGGAAAGCCCGUAACUGUGACCUUGCCAGUGGAUAUUGAGGAAUACCAAUUUGGUGCAACUUCUCAAACUGUCAGAAUCAGCAGCACGAAGAAAAUUGUGGUGCAAUCAAUCAGCAAGAAAGAAGACAGUGUGCAAACUAAUGUCAUUCAGCCUCUCAAAAAUCUUGGUACAGUUUAUACCAUCCCCUUGCUGAAUUACAGCCAGAUGAUCAAUACUUUUUAUCAAUCAGCAAGAGAUGUCAGCAAGAGAUACAGCUCCUUCAGGCUGGUUAUUGUCAACGGAGAAGGUUUGAUUAAUAAUGUCAUAAUUGUAAAAAGGUCUAUAGAAAAUAAUUACAUACUCGAUCCGUUCACCGCUCUCCAACUUCAAGUUGACGGGACAGAAACUGAGAUUUAUUCUGAUUAUGGAGUGGCAGUGAUGCUGACCCAUCCAUGUGUAGAGACGGAGGAAUGCAAAUGCAACAUGGUGCUGAACCAACUUCAUCCUGAUGCUCAGUGGGAUAGCAAAUUUGUUGUACCCUCAAUACUCAACACCGGCAACGUUUGGCUACAUGUGACGUCCUCAGUGGAAAUCAGUGCCAGUGGCGGGGAUCUAGAAUCAAAUACUGUGGAUGCCUAUUCAUCAAAACUCCUUUCCCUUCCAUCUCUGCAGUUAGGAUCCCAGUUCAUCCACACAUCGAAUCCUGCUUCCCUCAUGCUUGUCAGUCCAGGCAUCAUCAUUGAACCAAUCUCACAAUCUAAGUUCUCAGCGUGCUACCUAGUGCCUGUCAGCUCGACAGAUGCCAAGGCCUUAAUCAUAGCAGAAACAAACUACAGGGAUAGUGUGUAUAUAGAUAAUGAUUUGCUUUUAUCUACUGAAUGGAGCACCGUCGCCAAUUCAGUGUACUCAUCGGUGUUAGUGUCUCUUGAUAACAUACACAUCAUUUGGCAUCGAUCCACAAAGAUCGGCGUGUACGUGUUUGAGAAGAGCACACAUGUGUAUGGAGGCCCGGCUAUAUCUUUAAGCGCAAAGCCAGACCCUUUAGGCUGUGGAUUUGUUACUGCAAAGUUUGACAUCAUCGUCACACCUCAGACCUGGCCUGAAUCCCAUCAGUACUGUAUGCUCAUAAGUGACGAGUUAUUCAGUCCCAGCAAUGAAGCGGACCAAGCGGAGAUGGCUCACAUUCUGAAUAAUAAAGGUAUGAAUGAGAGGCUCUGGAUCGGUGUGCGUCGCAGUCUGAUGACAUUAGAUUGGUACCAGCAGAAAGGUGAAAGCUCAAACAGCUUGCCAUACACUCAAUGGGGAACCAGAGAGCCAGGUGAUGCUGUGAUGGGCAUGUGUGCUUCAGUAUUCCCAAACCCAAGCAUGGAUUUCCUUUGGGAAACUACGCCCUGCUGUACUAAGUUGAAGUCUAUCUGCUACACAAGAGCUAAGUACUUUACCAUCUCAAAUGAUUCUAAUGGUUCAAAAGAAUCAAAAGAUGCAUAAUAAAAACUGGCCAGGGAAAACAAGUUGCCAGAAGGUAAAAAAAAAAACUGGAAUAUUUUUUUUUUUUUUUUUACAAUUUAUAGCUGUAUACAUUAAAUUAUAUAUUGUUAAUAUACAAACCUCAUUAACCCUCAUGUUGUGUUUCAGUCAUUUUGACCCAGAGUGGAUUUUCUUUUUCCUAAAAAUGCUUUUUUAUGUUAUUGGACUAAAACCUACAGAUUUUAUUCACACAGGGUAUAAUAACAAAUUCUUCUUAAAAAAAAAAACAACACAAAAAAACAAGGCAAUGAGCAGAUUGACCUUAUGCUUAUAAAUGUCUUGUUAUGCUAUAUUGUUGUUGUCUUGUUAUGCUAUAUUUUACAUUUCUUUUUGGAACUGAUCGAUCCUAGGCCUCAUUGAUCUGCGCGUACAAACCUCAUUUUUGAAAUUAAUAUUGCCUACAUAGGAUUGUGUCUGAAGUUUUUUUUUCCCAAAUAAACAAACUUUCAGACUGCAAA